Messenger RNA from Entrophospora sp. SA101, 762 nucleotides. Lineage: Eukaryota; Fungi; Glomeromycota; Glomeromycetes; Entrophosporales; Entrophosporaceae. The record is from the annotation of a GenBank genome assembly.
AUGAUUUUAAGUUUAAUUGUUUCCAUAAUUUCCACAUUUAUUAUAUUCACAACAUUAGUUUAUUUUAAAAUUUCAAAUAACAUUAAUAAAAUUAAUAAAACUAAUGGAUUAAAAGGAAAAACUAUUUUAUUACUAAUUUCUCAUCCUGAUGACGAAUGUAUGUUUUUUGGUCCAACUUUAUUAAAUUUAAAAUCUAAAAACGAUAUAAUUGUUUUAUGUUUGUCUAAUGGAAAUCAAGCAGGAAUAGGUGAAAUUAGAACGAAAGAAUUAGAAGAAAGUUGUUUAACACUUGGAAUCAAAAGAACUCAUGUCAAUAUAGAAAAUAAUCAUAGAAGUGGAAUUUCUGGUCAUUUAAACCAUAUUUCAGCGUAUAAUGGUGCAAAACAUUUCAUUAAAACAUUACCUGAAACAAAUGUUAUUUUAUAUAAACUUGUAACAGUUAAUAUAAUAAGAAAAUAUAUUUCAAUAUUUGAUUCAUAUUUAACAUAUUUAAAUUUCAUAUUAUCAUCUGAUAAUUCUUCCGCUUCAUCUUAUUCUUCUUAUUCAUCAUCAUCUUCUCCGCCUGUUUUAUCAAGGGAUAUCAACGGAGAACUAAAUUCUACUUUUUUAAAUAAUUUUAUUUUAUUUAUCUCAUCGCAAAAACAAUUUUAUCAAACAAGAGAGGCGAUGGAAUGUCAUAAGAGCCAAUUGGUUUGGUUUAGAUAUUUGUAUUUAAGAUUUUCAAGGUAUAUGUUUAUUAAUGAAUUAGAAAGAGUAAAGUAA